AUGUAUUUCACUUACCUUUUGCUUUGUCACUUGAGAUUAAAUCAUCUCAUUCUUUUCACAGACUAUUGUCCAAAAUACACUUCACCUGAAGCAUGCCAACAGGCAACAACAUCGGAUAUAACUUGUUUUUGGUGUGAUAAUGCGAAGCUAUGCAUUGAUAGUACUGACCAGGAUGCUCAUAACAUGAAAGUUACUAAGUGCCAUGUUGAG
Molecule: messenger RNA, 210 nt
Organism: Schistosoma bovis
Lineage: Eukaryota; Metazoa; Platyhelminthes; Trematoda; Strigeidida; Schistosomatidae
Source: the annotation of a GenBank genome assembly